Sporothrix brasiliensis 5110 is the source of this 876-nucleotide messenger RNA. RefSeq lists its product as uncharacterized. NCBI's taxonomy places the organism in Eukaryota, Fungi, Ascomycota, Sordariomycetes, Ophiostomatales, Ophiostomataceae. The coding region runs from base 1 to 876 and encodes 291 amino acids. The record is from RefSeq and is a predicted model, not a curated record. The transcript has a single exon.
AUGUAUCCUCAGAAUGUACGCGUGGCUAGAACCCUGAGCGGUGCCACAACUUCUACUGUCGCACCAUCCGAUUCAUCCUACUCUGGCCCCCGCGGUCCAACGUUUCCCUAUGGCUUGUACCAGCAAAACACGAUGGCCGGUCCAAGUGCCCUGCCAGCAACCGACAUUCCCGUUGGAUUCCCCAGUAUGGCUGAUAAUUAUCGACGUCGCAUCGGUCCCGACGGCGAGGAUGUUGCCGAUCUAAUUGGACCUGACGGUCAUACUGAGCAGCUGCCGCCAUACACGAGAUAUCCGGACGAAGCAUACACUCGCAAGAUUGCCGCCUCCAACGUACAACCACAUUACGACCCACUAGCUGAUCCACUGGCCGGCUCUGUAGCAACUGGACCAACAGCUCCAAAUACAGUGCCAGUUGCAGUACCUGCAGCGGUGCAAGCCGCAGUGCCGGACCCAACUCAUGUGCAACCUGUUACCUCAUCGGGUGAAACAGCAUCAACUUCCGCACAUAUUGCGGUACCUGCCCCCAUACAACUUAUCCCUGGCGCCGGGGGAAUUGGGCUGGCUUCACGCAAUCCAGAGUUUGAUGGUGUGGAGGGCGCCGAGUCACCCCGCUCUCGGUACUCUUUGAGAAGCUUCACCACGGAGGGAAGUGGGCGCGAAAUCAACACGGAAGCGCGGAAUAUAAGCGAGAAACGCAAGCACAAAGCUCCACACUUCGUUCAACGCUACGGCGGACGCCGCAUCCUCGGCGUUAUUCCCUACUGGGCUAUCUGCCUCGUCAUCACCGCCCUCUUAUUGAUGGGUAUCGUUCUCGGCUCUGUCAUUGGUACAUUUGUGUCUAGACACAGACGGGCCCAAGAACUCCACCACUCGUAA